Sinocyclocheilus grahami is the source of this 2270-nucleotide messenger RNA. Its product is annotated as DENN domain-containing protein 2D-like. Gene Ontology annotation, cellular component: nucleoplasm; cytosol. The record is from RefSeq and is a predicted model, not a curated record. Lineage: Eukaryota; Metazoa; Chordata; Actinopteri; Cypriniformes; Cyprinidae. The transcript is spliced from 13 exons. Bases 97 to 1539 code for a protein of 480 amino acids.
UCUGAGAGUGUGUGUGUGUGUGUGUGUGUGUGUGUGUGAAGAGCAGAGACGAGACGAGGACAGCGAACUACCGCCGACACUGAUAUUCUGGCAGACAUGGAUCACGGAGCCAUGAAGAAGAUCAGCUCCAUGUUCUCCACACUUCAGGAGAAACUCCACAGAACCAAGCGCAGCUCCUCUGAUCCCGGUGUGUAUCCGGCUCCAGCCGCGGCGCCUCCUGCAGGACGGGAGCGCAGUCACAUGGGUCAGCUGUUCUUCGAGUAUCUGCUGGUUGUCAGUCUGAGGAAGAAGAGGAACGAGGAAGGUUACGAGCCCCACAUCACCUACCAGUUCCCCAAGCGUGAGGUGAUGGGCCGUCUGCAGCGUGAGGAAGAGGAGAAGUGCAUGAAGGCCGCUCAUCUCUUCUGCUUCCCAGAGGGAAUCAACUGGGCUCCUCUGACCGAAUACAGGAGUGAGACGUUCUCGUUCGUUCUGACUGAGGUUGAUGGCAGCAGGAGGAACGGAUACUGCAGGAGACUGCUGCCGGAAGGCCGCGGCGCUCGUGUUCCAGAGGCGUACUGCAUCAUCAGCAGCGUGGCGUGUUUCGGACUCUUCUCAAAGAUCUUUGAUGAGGUGGAGAAGCGCAGGCAGAUCUCCAAAGCCAUGAUCUAUCCGUUCAUGCAGAGCCUGCGGGAGGCUCCGCUGCCCUCGCCCGGAAACACCGUCACCAUCAGCAGCUUCAUCCCGGACGCCGGGACCGAGAUCAUCAGUCUGACGCGGCCCGCAGAGUCCUGGCUCGAACACGUGGACUUCCACACGCUCUUCCGCUGCCUGAGCGACGAGGAGGUGCUGAUGGUGUUCGCCGCCACCGUCACGGAGCGACGGAUCAUCUUCAUCUCUGAGGAGCUCAGCACUCUGUCGCAGGUCCUUCACGCUGUAGCUGCUCUCUUGAAUCCGUUUGUGUGGCAGCACACGUUCAUAUCAAUCGUUCCUACGGUUCUGAUUGAUGUUUGUGCAGCGCCAACACCGUACCUGCUGGGAGUCCAGAAGAGCGAGACACACACACUCACACACUCACGGACGCACGCACACACACACACUCACCUGAUGAUUGUCGAUCUGUCGCCCGGAGCAGAAACUAAAUUCAUCACGAGAAUUGGAGACGAGGAGUCUCUCCUGCCCGCUAAGCUGAAGGAGGAGCUGCUGUCGCGGCUGUCCACGCGCACACGCCACGCCUCGACGGAGGAGCUGAACCGGCUGGUGUCAGAGGCCUUCCUGUCCGUCUUCGUCAGGAGCGUGGGUCACUUCUCGCAGCACGUCAGGAGGUGCGCGAACGGCCGCCAGUUCCAGAAGAAGAGCUUCCUGAAGGCCGUGGAACACAAGUCCCACCUGAACUUUGUCAAGCUCUUCAUCCAGACGCAGAUGUUCGAUCUGUUCAUUCAGGAAGAGGAAACGCAGCCCAACCCUAACGUCUUCUUUCACAGGAAGGUGUCAGAGUAUCACGAGAGGAAGAAGAGGGAGAAGAUGAAGGCCGGAUGGGUGCGAGGAGUGGUGGUGUAAACGAGUGCAGCUCUCCUACAGACAUCCCAUUAACAUACUUCAGACAUUCAGUCAAUAUUUAAUGCUGUUUAUUUGUAUCUCGUUUUAACACAAUAAAAGAUAAAGCGAGCUGAUACAAUGUUUGUUUGCGAGUUAAGCGAGUGAUUUUAAACGGGAACAAAUCCAGCUCAUAUUUCACCUCAAACUUGUUAUACAUGUGUGCGUUUUAUUGCCAGCGAUGAUUCUCAUUAAUGCGAAACAGUAUUUUUGUAGCAUUGCAAUAAUCAGUACAAUAAACAUUUUAUUUAAAUCAUCUAAAAUAUAUUAUUUGCAUAUUUCAUGCCUUUUAAAUUAGGCUUUUAAUUUAGUUUUCCAUGAUGAAAUAAGAGCUAUAAAUGUUCUUUUUGCAUAACAUCCACCCACUAAUGUCAACUUUAAUAACAUAAUCAAAGCAGUUAGGUGUUUGGAUAAAAAUAUGCAUUAAAAAUGCAUACUUCUAAACAAAAGUACAGACUAUAGAACAUGUUUCCACCAACGAACUUACAAUAGAAAACAAACAAGAAGUGUGUAACACCUGCUAAACUCAGUAUUUAGAGCAUCGUUUCAGACGGUUGUGUGAAGGUUGUACAAACGUUGUGUAAAUGUUAGUAUGAUGUUUCCAGAGCUCUGCACGGCCCGUUGAGUGUUUCUGCCUUUAACCCUGAGUGUCGCUGCCCUCUGCUGGAGCAACACAGUCUUUCUGCCUCAUCAGA